AGCAAUAACAAUAACAUCAUCUGUUGACAGAGCAACUAAAACUUGAACUGAUACUGGAACGGGAGCAGCAGCUGCAACGUGGCAACUGUCUUUUUCGGCAGUGGGCAACACUUUUUAAUUGAAAAACUUUACGCAGUCAUUACACACAUACACAAGAAAUAUGACUGUGAAAUUGGCCAAACUAUUUGGCAGCAGCAGCAGCAGCAAAUCCAGCAACAAUGGCGCCAACAUUGCAACCAACAGCGUUUCCGUGUCCAACAAUGACUCCAGCAUAACACAUCACAACUUGCAACAGCAGGCGCCGCCAUUGCCUCCGCCUAAUGCCAAUAUGAAGCUGAUCAAAUACUACGAUCAUCAUCAUCAUCAUCAUCAGCAUCAGCCCGCGGCAAUGACCAUUUAUGGUCGUGCAUACGAGUGCAGUCAAAUGGUUGUCGAUGUGGGUGAGGACGAGGAGGAGGAGGAGCCGUAUGACGAUUACGAUGACAAUAUGUCGCUCAGUUCGGCAUGCAUGCAACGCAAUCAUCCAUACAAUAACUCACAGCGUCCCCUGCUCGGCGAUCGUCGUACGACGCUCGCCAAGAAAAAAGGAGCAACAACAGUUGCAGCAGCAACCAGUUCACCAAUGGCUGGCAUACCACUGCCGGCGCCACCAUUGCCACCGCAACGCAGCCACAUUGGUGGCACCUAUGUCUCGCCGUAUGUGCAACAACAGAAGCGGGAUAGUGUUAAGGGACUGCACGGCUUCAAUGACUUCGAUACCCUAUCCCAGCAAUACAAUCAGCAUCUGCAGAGCAGUCCGCACAUUGGCUAUCCAUAUGGCAGUCCCCCAUCGCCGACGGCACAAUCGAGCGACUUCUGUUUCGAUAACAGCAACAGCAACAUCAACAGUAGCAGCAGACAGCGGGAGCAAUCCUUUAAGGCCGUCUCCAGCAGUAGUUCAACGGAUACAACCAAAUCAAAUUGUAGCUCUAAUUCGGCGGCAAACGGAUCACCGCCCCGUUAUGGCAAUGUGCCCUAUCCUGACUUGGACUCGCAAUCACAUCAGCAGCAACAGCAACACCAACAGCAACACCAACACCAGACAUCCUCACGUUUCGAGGACGAUUUUUGCACGCGUCGCAAUCUGGAUUUUGUGGGCACAGGAUCAAAUGUUACUGCACCUGCUGCUGUUGCUGCUGCUGCUGCUGCUGCUGGUCCCGGUCCCUUUAUUUUUGGCAUCUCGCACGAGCAACAGCAAACGGAUUAUGGUCGACAGCGUUGCAGUAACAGCAGCAGUAAUAGCAACGGCAACGGCAACGGCAACGGCAACGGCAAUAGCAACAGCAACAACAACAAUCUCAAUCAGCCUGUGAUAAAUGCAACACCCAUCAAGGAGCACAAUGCGCUGCAGCAAUCGCUGAGCAAUACAAGUGCGGACAGCGGCAAAGGUGCAAAGUUUUUACUGCGAAAACGCAAAUCGAAGAAGACACCAGCAGCAGCAGCAGCAGCAGCAACAACAACAACAAAAACAGUUGCUACGAAUGGCGACCAGACAGGCAAGGCGGAUACGCAGCCUUCGAUUAAAUGCGUUCUGGUUGGCGAUGGCGCUGUUGGCAAAACCAAUUUGAUCUUGUCAUAUCUGGAGAAUCGAUUCAAUCCGGAGCAUGUGCCGACGGCAUCAGAUAUUUAUAACGCUGAGGUGAAUGUGAACGAGAGUCCCGUGCAUUUGACACUCUGUGAUACGGCCGGACAGGACACGUUGGAUCCAUUGAGGGAGCUCUCCUAUCCGGACAGCGAUGUGUUUCUCCUGUGCUUCUCGGUGGUCAAACCCGAAACGUUUGGAGCCAUCAAAUCGAAAUGGGCACCCAAAUUUGCCAAAACAAAGGCGGCCCUCAUAUUGGUCGGCACCCAAGCCGAUUUGAGGAGCAAUCUGAAUGUGUUGAACAAAUUACAGACAAAUGGCGAGAAACCAAUUUCAUAUGCCGACGCCUGGGACUUGGCAACAACAAUUGGUGCCAAAUACAUUGAGACUUCGUCAGCCACACAGGAUAAAGUCAAAGAUGUGUUUGAUACCGCCAUCUGGGAGGGAUUAGUGCCCACCACGUUGCCGCCGACACCUUCGUUCUGGAGAAAGCUUUUCUGCUUGGCCUAAACCGGACCCAACUGAAUUCUAAAUAUUCAUUGCAACUCGAAGAAAAACACUCAAACUUAUUAUUAUUAUUAUUUUUUUUUUAUUAUCAUAUUUAUAUAUAUUACGCUAUGCGCAUAUUUAGAUCUACUUAAUUAUAUGCAUUAUAUGAAAAUCUUUUAAAACUUACUCGUAUAUUAUACAUACAAACAUAGAUGUAUUUGUUUAGCAGUGCUUUUGAAAAAUAACUGCACUCGCACUCACUGACUGAUCUAUUCAUAAAGUAUAUAACAAAAAAACUGAGAAAAAAAACAGAGGAGGGAAAAAGAUAAUGUUGCGAAUAUCAUUACAACAUUAUUCUGAUAGCAAAAAAAAUUCUUUUUUUUUAUGAUUAUUAUUAUUAUUAAACAGUUUUGAAUGCAAGCAACUGUUAAUUAUUGUGCUUAAUUUUUAAUGAUGCUAAUUUGUAAUUUUUUAUAUAAAAUUAAGAGCACUGAUUAAAAACAAAAAAGAGUAUGCAAGCGCAUACAUACA
Molecule: messenger RNA, 2641 nt
Organism: Drosophila grimshawi
Lineage: Eukaryota; Metazoa; Arthropoda; Insecta; Diptera; Drosophilidae
Gene: RhoU
Product: myosin-G heavy chain
Exons: 7
Coding region: 161-2131 (656 amino acids)
Biological process (GO): small GTPase-mediated signal transduction
Molecular function (GO): GTP binding; GTPase activity
Source: RefSeq, a predicted model, not a curated record